AUGGAGCGCGAACGCGAGGAGGCUCAACGCCGCAAGGAACAGGCGCUGUUGGAGGCUGCGAGUGUCAGUGCCAGCCUUCUCAGUGGACUUGCUCAGGUGAAUAGUGUUCAGACUCCUUCCGGUCAGGUGCAUGUGGUAGAGAUCCCCGAUAAUGUUUCACAGGAGAACCGAGAGCAGCUUCAACAGCUGAACGACUUGCUUUUGAGUGGUGCUAUUACUCAAUCUGAGUAUGAUGAGCUGGUGCCCUUUCUUCUCGAGAAGCCUGAAGCGGCUUCGUCUGGUGCUGCACUCACUGCCGAGCAGGAGGAGUCAUUGAGCCGUCUAUAUACUGCGGGAGUAUACGGCAUACAGAUCCGUUGCCCUGCAUGCGGUGCUACCAACAACACGGCCAAUGGCAAUCAUUGCGACGAUUGUGGCUCUUUACUGACUACAAGUGACGAAUCUGCUGCUGCCGCCGCUAAUCCUGGUAUCUACGGAUACGGUGGUCAAUCGCGUCAGAGAAGUGUGUCGACACUGACAGCACCUUUGGGCACAUUCUCUACUGAGAAUGGCCGUAUAUAUAUCCACGACGGGUAUUUUGAUGCGCAGAUGCACCGUACGCAAACUCUUCAAGACGAUAAUUACACAGAAUACACGGUGUAUGUGUUGCGUUGCAAUUGGCAACCGAAGGAUUCGAAUGAGUCUACGACUUGGUUGGUAUCUCACCGCUUUAGUGUCUUUGAAAAAUUACACAAGGACUUAAAGCGAAAGAUUCCAGCAGCAGUAGCUACAAUUCCAUUUUUCCCCCGCAAACACGUACUAGGAGGAGUUUUCAAAGGAAAAUCAGGAAAUUCAAGUGCUAUUGUCGAGGAGCGCAAGCGGGGUCUGGAACGAUAUGUAGCGCAGGUGCUCGACUUGUGUGCCCGUCUUCCUGAAAAUUUAAACGUGCCCGAGCUGGACCGCUUUUUGAACGUAUCGCGUCAAGUGGAGCAGUAUCGCCGUCAACUCUCGUCAGGCGGUGCCGACGAAUCUAAUGCGGUUAAUCGUGCGCUGAACGUAAAUGCUGGCGGGGCUGAGGGAAUGGCUGCUCGUGAGCAGGCACGCUUACCUACUGAACUGCCUACCCCGCUGGAUGAAGAGGAACUGUGUCACACGGAACAAGCUGUGGCGCUGCUGAACGCAUCCAUUCGUAGUGCACGUGGUGACUUACGCCGCGAUCCUCAAGUACAACACCACCUUAAAGUCUGCGUGCAGCUGUUGCCACGCUUGCAGAUCUCAGCAAACUUGGACAAUCCGUUUGCCAAUGUGGAUUUGAUUCCGCGUGCCAUGCAGUGUCAAGAAGAUCUUGAGACAACUAUGGGACUGUAUAAUGACUCACUGCUUGCUGUCACGGAAACGUAUGCUCUUUCUGCACAGGAAGGUGGUGGCGUUCAGGCUCCACCACCUCCGUAUGUUCCGGGUCAGCAGAACUCUUACCAGCCUAGCUAUGGCGUGUAA
Messenger RNA from Plasmopara halstedii, 1476 nucleotides. RefSeq names its product myosin-like protein. The transcript has a single exon. The record is from RefSeq and is a predicted model, not a curated record. Bases 1 to 1476 code for a protein of 491 amino acids. Gene Ontology annotation, molecular function: phosphatidylinositol binding. NCBI's taxonomy places the organism in Eukaryota, Oomycota, Peronosporomycetes, Peronosporales, Peronosporaceae.